Phytophthora sojae is the source of this 1821-nucleotide messenger RNA. RefSeq lists its product as hypothetical. Gene Ontology annotation, molecular function: hydrolase activity. The transcript is spliced from 3 exons. The record is from RefSeq and is a predicted model, not a curated record. Bases 55 to 1821 code for a protein of 588 amino acids. NCBI's taxonomy places the organism in Eukaryota, Oomycota, Peronosporomycetes, Peronosporales, Peronosporaceae.
CCCCGCUCUGCUCUUAGGCUCUGGACGCCCUCCUCCCUCCCUGCGCCAGCGACCAUGAAGGUCGUGUGCGUGUCCGACACCCACGGGCUGCACGACGACGCGCUGCAGGUCCCGGACGGCGACGUGUUCGUGCACGCGGGCGAUUUCACGGACACAGGCGAGCGCAGUGAGGUGCUGGCCUUCAACGAGUUCCUGGGGCGGCUGCCGCACCGCUACAAGAUCGUGAUCGCCGGCAACCACGAGUCGUCCUUCGACCGCCAGUUCUACCCGCGCUACUGGCACCAGUACGGCCACCGCCAGCAGUACGACCCCGAAGAAGUGCGCGCACUGCUCACGAACGCUCUGUAUCUCGAGGACCAGGCUGUGCUGAUCGAGGGCUACCUCUUCUACGGAACGCCGUGGCAACCCGAGUUCUGCAAUUGGGCCUUCAAUUUGCCACGAGGUGACGCGCUGCUGAAGCAAUGGAGACACAUUCCGACGGACACGGAUGUGCUGAUUACCCACACGCCACCGAUGGGCCACGGAGACCUGGUCGGGUACCAGAAUGUGGGGUGUGCCGACCUGUUGCGGGAGGUGGAAGAUCGAAUUCGCCCCAAGCUGCACGUGUUUGGUCAUGUACAUGAGGGAUACGGACGCAGCGCCAGUCCGGACGGAGCCAUCACCUACUUCAACGCCUCGGCCUGCACGCACAACUACGACCCAGUGAACGCGCCGUUCGUGUUUGAGCUGACUGGUCCUCCCAAGAGAGGUUGGCCUAAGCACACGGUACCCCUAUCGACUUCGUCUUCGUCCGACUUGGGCAUCCGACGCAGCUUCAGCACGAACGAUGUCAGCAGCCUUAGCAGCCUAUCGACUACAGACGACGAAGACGUCGACAUGGAAGCUAAUCUGCCGAUUUAUCCUGAGCCGAGAGACUACGCGUUGAUGCUGCACGAGUGGCUGCGUCAGUGCUCACACAAGCCUCCGUUCAUUGAGAAGAAGGUCGUUCAGGUCGAAACGUGCGAAGUCAAAGGCAAGGGGAAGCUGCGCGAGUUCCGUGUGGACGGCACCACAUCUGGUUUGCUGUUUGAGAGCACGCUAAAGAUCCGCCCCGUCACGAACGUGCAGAAGCGCGCAUUGCGGUAUCUCUUCUCGCAGGGUUUUAGCAGUAAUUCGGACAACUACAAGGCCGAGAACUCGGAAGGAGAAACUGUGACGGUCCACAAGGAGGUCAGCUGUGAGGUGACGACGACAAGGAUGGAGGUUGAUAGCGAGCUCAGUGAGCCAGCGAGAGAGCGGCGGAAGUACGGCAUUUCUCGUCGUGUGACGGUGGCUGUGCUGGAUGACAUCGACGAAGAUAAGGAAGGAAUGAAUGAUCGAGAUCGGGAGCACGUGCAGCAAGCGCGUGUGGCUGCUGCUGCUCUGGGCAAAGAUCCGUCUUCAGAUGCACCAGGUGCUCGAUCUGGGCGCCCACGACGCAACAAGACGCUGCAACGUCGGUCUGCCGUGCCCAUGCUGGCCUCCCUCACAGAAGAGCCAAGCGAAGCGGAAGAGAAUUGCACUACCACAGCGGAUAAGCCUUCUACGCAAGAAGAUAAGGCAGCUGAAGACACCGCUGCUGCUGCCGAGGCCAUCGUCGUGGCUCCGCCGGUUGUUGAGUGCGUGCUGUGUAAGUAUAAAGUUCCCGGUCACAUUCAUCCUGGUGCGCAACCAGCUCCAGCUCCAGCUCCAGUAGUUGCACUUACAGAAGACAAGAAACCUUCUAAAGAGGAGAAACCGAGUGAGCGGCAGAAAUCCAGAGUCGACAACCCGCCGCCAAAUCGGUUGUCGUCCUGGUUCUAG